CCCUGUUCGCGGCUGCACCGGAACCUGGAAGAGCUCCGUCUGUAGUUGGUGUUUCUAGUUCUGGUUCGAGAUGUUUUUCUGGACGCAGAGCGGCUCCGAGCAGCUCCACGGAACCAUGUCGAAGAGCGACAUCCUGCGAGGAAUCAUCACCGACAAACUGAGCACCGCGGCCCGGGAAAUCCUGGCGGUGGUGGAGCGAACCGUGGCCGACUACGAGGAGGAGGCUUCGGGCUUCAGGCGGGAGAUCGACCGGCAGCGGAGACAGCUGGAGCUGCUGCAGCCUCAGGUCCAGCUGGAGAGGAGAGAUCUGCAGCGUGACGUGGACGGCCAUGAGCUGGAGGUCAUCGGUGACGGUAAAGAGGAGCAGCAGGUGAGUCCAGGUGAUCAGGACUCUGGGAGCUUCCUCUGGUACAACAACAGCGAUGAUGAAGAUGAAGAGGGGCGACGAGCAGCCAGAUCCAUACAGCAACUAGAAGAUCUGAAGGACCCAGAUUACCAAACUCCAUCCAGGUCGUUGUCGCCCAGAGUCCGGUCUGUCAGGAAGAAGCCCGGCAGACCUCGACUCAGCGACACUCAGAACCACCUGGAUCUGAAGGUCCGAAUCCUGGAGGCGUCUCAGAGCGACAUGCUGUCCAACACCGCAUUUAGGAAGUACCCAGUUCAGGAGCUCCAGUGUCCUCGAGGUCUUCAGGAGGAGGACUUCCUGGUCCUGCUGAGGUCCACCUUCCCCCAGCUGGCUGGAGAACAACCUUUUGAUGUUUUCAUGACCGACAGAAGCAGGAGACUUCAGCCUCUGAAUGUGGAGACUCUGACUCCAGAGGAGAUCUGCCGGGUCAUCGGGUCUGCUGGGAACUCUGCCCUCUACAUCCGGCUGAAGACAGCAGAGGAUCCUGGGAGCUGCAGUGAAAACCUUCAUCCUCCACAGGAACCAGAAGACGAUGGCAGAUCCAGCACAACGUCGACCGAUCAAACCGGAACAGCACCAAGUGGACAGUCUGACAGGAGGAAGCGGGGAAGACCUCGACUCGGCGAAGAACCAACUCACCACUUCCUCAGGAUCUGCAUGCUGGACGACCCUGAAACCAACGAAGUCUCAGAAUCAGUGUUGCUGAGGUCGUCCAUAAAGGACUUGAAGUGUCCUCGUGGGCUACAGGAGGCCGACUUCUUGGACCUGCUGAGGUCCACCUUCCCUCAGCUGACCGGAGACAACAAACCGUUCAACGUCUUCAAGGUCGACCGAAGCAAGAAGCUGCAGAGGCUCAUCGUGAACAGCCUGACGCCGGACGAGAUCUAUCGGACCAUGAGAUCCACCGGGAUCAGGAAGACUGUCCUCUACAUCAGGAUGAAGUCAGGAGAGGAGAAAGAGGAACCAAACGACGAACCUCUGCCCAUCGAUGCUGUGGUGAUGAAGUCUGACAGAGCCGAGCUUCAUACAAGCAGCUUUGUUCAACACGUGGAUGGAACCAGAGUGGACGCCGUGACCUCAACAUCACAACAACAUGACCUGGAAAUCAAAGAAGAUGCAGCUGAGGCUGAAGUGGACUCCAGCAUGGACAAAGACUGUGAAGAGGAGUUCCAGGGAGACGAUGAGUAUAACCCAGAUUCUGAGCUUCGGCUGCCAAAGUCGUCGAAGAAGCGAAUGCCCAAAACCGGCUUCUCUAAGGUCAUAGAGAUCCACAGUAAGAAGAGUAAGAACCCGUGUAGAGUGUGUGGAAUCUGGUACCGGAACCAGGGCAACCUGAUCAGACACGCCUGGAGUCACAUGGACGAGUCAGAGGUUGUCUGUGGAGUGUGUGGAGAUCGACUGGAGUCUGAGGAAGACUUAAAGGGACAUCUUAGAAAUCAUCAAAAAACAUUCGACUGUUCGCAGUGUGGGAAACCUUUCUUCACCCUCCACAGCCUCAGCCGCCACAGCUCCAUGCACAGCGGACACCGACCGUUUAAAUGCGAUGUCUGCAACAAGUCUUUCACCCACAUGUCCAUCCUGACCACCCACCGCUGGGUCCACGUGGCCGAUAAACCGCACAAAUGCGACGUUUGCCAGAAAUCUUUCGGUCUGAAGGCACAGCUCAGAGCUCACUGCAAAUUGCACACCGGCAGAGACAAGUACAUCUGCAACAUCUGCAGUUUGUCUCUGUAUGACCUCCGGUCUUUGAACCGACACAAGCUGACCCAUUCAGGGGAGCGGCGCUACGGCUGCGAGGUCUGCGGGAAGCGUUUCAAACUGUCCGGCACUCUGAAGUCCCACGAGAAGACCCACACGGUCAGAGAGCGACCGUUCCUCUGCCACAUCUGCUGCAAGACGUUCCUGUCCAACUCCAGCCUGACGCUCCACGUUAGGACACACACCAACGAGAAGCCGUUUGUCUGCAUUGUCUGCAGCAAAGCCUUCGUGGCCAACGGCGAGCUCAAGGCCCACAUGCGAGUUCACACCGGCGAGGCGCCGUACGGCUGCUCCGAGUGCGGACGCUUCUUCAAGCGUAAGAACACCCUGAACUGCCACGUCAGGAGCCACCUGGGCAUCAAACGCUUCAUCUGCGGGGUUUGUGGGAAGGCGUGUUCUCGGCAGGAACACCUGACUGUCCAUAUGAGGACCCACAACGGAGAGCGACCGUACCAGUGCAGCGUCUGCGACAAGGCCUUCACCCAGAGCCACUGUCUGAAGACCCACAUGAAGAGCCACCAGGCCGAGGAGAACCCCAUCCUCCAUCCAUCCACCUCCUGAAGCAUCUCACUAACCCAAAACCCAAUGACAGAUCAAUAAAACUCUCCACGUCCAGACCUUUAUGAGACAAAUGUGGCCUUUAUAGUCUCUGUGUAGCUUGUGUCCAGCUCAUGUUCAGCUAACUGUUGCAAACAUAAAUCUUUGCUGAAGUCCAGAAGCUGAUGUAGUUUUGUUGGAAUGAACCGGUAGCUUCUGAUUUGGCUCUGGGCCUUAAUCCGUUGGACACACUUUACAUCCUAAUUCACAUCCCUUCUUCUCGGUUGAGUUACUCUUGAAGUAUUUUUUGCUUCACUGUGGAACAAAUAUCAAGUGAAACCUCAUAAAUCGACCUUUCCAGUGGUGCCAGUCACUGAAGAGUUGAAAAGAAAAAUGUUUUUGAGUAGUUUAUAUGUCGACAUGGAGGCUAGAUGGAGAGUUGUAUACCAAAUACAACUCUUCAUCUAGCAUCCGUCUCUACAUUUUCAAACUCCUGCCUCUCGGCUGCACAAGUCUCCAAGUCGGUGUUGUACCACAGGACCUAAAAAAUUAACCGCAGAACUCACCUUUUCCGAUGCUAUUAGUGGGUUUUUUUUGCAUUGCUUGCAAUCCAUUAUAUCAUUUUGUCAGAUUACACCCACCUUAAGUAUUGUAUAUCCGCUGUAGUACCUCAUUAAACCACCAGGUGGAGCUUGGUACUGUUUAAUGCAGUGGAGACCAGAGAAGGCAUCAUUUAGACUACAGGAAGUUCAUGUUGUCAAGCAGAGAGCAUUGUGGGGGUUUAGCCAGUAAAGGGGCACCAUGACAAAGACCUCUGUGAUGUUUAAUGACCUCCAUCUGUAGCUCAUGUUGAAAAACGAGUAACAGUGACCACCCUGUAGUCAUAUCAAAUGACCACAGGGCUCCAUUUAUGUUAGAAGUUUGUCGGUUAAUGAAGAAAAUGCUGCAUGUAUUAAAAACGUCAUUCAGAUUCAUGACAUUUGUGACAGUGGACGUAAACAAAGGACUGAGCUGUAGUUUAAUAAGUUAAAAAGUGCCUUCAUCAGUCCUGAUCCCAGUCUGAAGAUCAAGAUAUAAAACACCCACCCCUCGACAAAGAUGUUGGUGAGUUUUGUUCUGACAUGACUGAAAUAAACGACACUUUGUGAAAAAUGUAAAA
Messenger RNA from Acanthochromis polyacanthus (spiny chromis), 3860 nucleotides. Its product is annotated as zinc finger protein 250-like. Lineage: Eukaryota; Metazoa; Chordata; Actinopteri; Pomacentridae. The record is from RefSeq and is a predicted model, not a curated record. The coding region runs from base 71 to 2725 and encodes 884 amino acids. Gene Ontology annotation, biological process: regulation of transcription by RNA polymerase II. The transcript is spliced from 9 exons. Gene Ontology annotation, molecular function: DNA-binding transcription factor activity, RNA polymerase II-specific; RNA polymerase II cis-regulatory region sequence-specific DNA binding.